Molecule: messenger RNA, 3805 nt
Organism: Priapulus caudatus
Lineage: Eukaryota; Metazoa; Priapulida; Priapulimorpha; Priapulimorphida; Priapulidae
Product: long-chain-fatty-acid--CoA ligase ACSBG2-like
Exons: 17
Coding region: 407-2593 (728 amino acids)
Cellular component (GO): membrane; endoplasmic reticulum
Molecular function (GO): long-chain fatty acid-CoA ligase activity
Source: RefSeq, a predicted model, not a curated record
CGAGGGGCGGGCGGAUAUGCGUGGGUGGUGCGAUGCGCUCUGGGAUGAUCGGUGGAAAGAAAGCAGCAGCAGUAGUAGCAGCGUGCAGACGUAAACCAGUUGUAGCCGUGCACCGCGGGCGACUAACAAGAGAGCCUUGUAAACGAUUACAACGAGCAGGACAGAGUCUAUCACCUCCAUACACCUGGGGGAGCGUUGUUGGUCCAAAACGUGAUUUUCGCUGGGAGGGAACGUCAUCGUCGUGCAUCAUCGUCAUUUGUGUUAAUACUGGACAGUUCAUGCAAGCAGUGAUAGGAAGUAAUACGUGCCCAGAUGUGGAGCUGAGUGUGUCAGUCUGAAUUUUAUGACUGCGUGCAAGUGGUGGCUGAAUUGAGAGACAGAAGAAAGCGAAAGGUUACCAGAGAGGAUGGGUGGCGGGCGUAGCAAGUCGUUUAACCUAGAAAAGGCGGACUGGAAUGGACCCUUGGACACAUCCCGCCAUCUCGCCAACGGUGUCAAAGGUCAGCACGACAGCGAACAGAACGGCCCCACGGCGCCGGUGACCCCCGCGCUUCAGAAUGGACACGCCCACGUCAGGGAGAGACAGCUGAGCGGUGGCUUCAUACGUGCGAAGCCCGGGGACCCGCUGGAAGGUCCCGAUGAGGUUGUCCCGGCGACAGACUAUUGGACAUGCGACCCAGAGCAGCCAGUAAAGCUUAACAUGUCGGACGAUGGACCCUGGUCCGCUGCGCCGGUCAGCGUCGUCAGCAUCUUCACGGAGAGGGCGCGCAAAUUCCCUGACCACUGCGCGAUGGUCGUGAAGCGUGAUGAGCGGUUGAUUAAGUGGACGUACCACGAGUACUACAUAGAUGCUCGCAAGGCUGCCAAGAGCCUUAUCAAGCUGGGACUGGAACCGGCGCAUGGUGUGGCCAUCAUAGGAUUCAACUCUCCAGAAUGGUUCAUCGCAGACAUGGGUGCCAUCCUCGCUGGCGGUCUCGCAGCGGGCAUCUACACGACAAACUCGCCCGACGCUUGUCAGUACGUUGCGAACGACUGCAAGGCAAACGUCAUCGUCGUCGAGAACGACCAACAACUGCAGAAGAUACUCUCGGUCAGAGAUCAGCUGCCACAUCUGAAGGCAAUCGUGCAGUACAUAGGCGACGUGAAAGUCAAAGAUCCAAAUAUCUACAACUGGAAGCAGUUUAUGGAGCUAGCACACGAUGUUCCUGAGGCGGUGUUGGACGAGAGAAUACGCAUGCAGGCUCCCAACAAGUGCUGCCUGCUCAUAUACACUUCAGGGACAACUGGUACACCAAAGGGUGUGAUGCUGUCACACGACAACAUAAUGUGGACAGCGUCGAUGUGUACGAGGACAUUCUUUGGGGAGGAUUAUCGGUUAUGCAGUCACAGCGUCGUCAGCUACCUACCGUUGUCUCACGUCGCCGCGCAGAUGAUUGACAUGAUGUUUCCCAUCUUUGUUGCUGGAACAACCUUCUUUGCAAGACCUGAUGCACUCAAGGGCACGCUCGUCGACACGUUGAGGGAGGCGCGGCCAACGCUGUUUCUCGGCGUGCCUCGCGUCUUCGAGAAAAUGCAGGAGAAGAUGAUGGCUGUCGGGCGCACAAUGUCCGACCUGCAACGCCGUGUCGCCGGCUGGGCGAAGGACAUCGGCCUACGCGGAAAUAUGGCGCUGAUGAAGGGCGAAUCUGUGCCGUGGGGCUGGACUCUCGCAAACGCACUCAUCUUCAAGAAGAUAGCAAGGAACCUCGGGCUCGACCGCUGUGAGGCACUGUUGGUUGGCGCUGCGCCCAUCCCGCGUGAGACACUCGAAUACUUCAUGAGCAUCAAUCUACCGCUGAUGGAGCUCUACGGAAUGAGCGAGUGUUCGGGUCCGGAGACGGUGUCAAAACCAGACUCUUACCUGAUUGGCAGUGUUGGCAAGGUUAUCGUGGGCGGCAAAAUCAAGCUCGCAAACUGUGAUGCAGAGAACAAUGGCGAGAUCUGCAUGGGAGGCAGGCAUGUGUUUAUGGGUUACCUUAGCAACCCUGAGAAAACUAAGGAGGCCAUCGAUGACGAAGGAUGGCUGCAUAGUGGUGAUGUCGGCAAGCUAAACGAAGAUGGCUUCCUUUUCAUUACUGGCAGGAUUAAGGAGCUCAUCAUUACAGCAGGGGGAGAGAAUGUGGCGCCCGUACCCAUAGAAGACAACGUCAAGGAACAGCUGCCUAUACUCAGCAAUGUGAUGCUGAUCGGAGACCGAAGAAAGUUCCUGUCUAUGCUCAUGACGCUGAAGGUGAAUGUCAAUGAGGACACUGGCGAGCCUACUGAUGACCUUGCAGCAGUAACACUCGAUUGGCUGAAAGCACUUGGCUGUACUGCAACCAAAGUUACUGAAUUAGUGAAUAGUAAGGACGAAAGGGUUUACAAGGCAAUCCAGGAGGGUGUGAAAAGGGCCAACCUGAAGUCUGUAUCAAAUGCACAGAAGGUGCAGAAAUGGACAGUUCUACCAGCCGAUUUCUCCAUCCAUGGAGGAGAGCUGGGCCCGACUCUGAAGCUGAAGCGGUCGUUUGUUGACCAGAAAUACACGGACGUGAUCGAGGCCUUAUACAGCGAGUGAUCGUCUGCUAGUUUGUUGCUUCGUCUCGGACGGGUCUUAGCAUCGAUACUACAGUGUUAAUACCUGCCUACAUGCGCAUCAGGGGAGCAGCUCUUUAAGGACUCCGCUGACUUGACCUUGCCAAACAACUCGGCGGGUUUUUUGGGGGUAGUGAUGUUCUGCUGUUAUUGUCAGUGCUGCGUCGUCACGCGUCCAUGGUAUUCCUUUCCUUGGCCACACUGUUGUUAUUUCGUCAUUUUGUGGGCGUUUUUUUGUUACACAUCAUUCUAGUAUAUCUUUCCUAUAGGAUCGACAUAAUAUUUUGUAGAAAUAUGUAUUUGUAUAUAGGUGGUAUUUUUUGAAGAAAUGGGAAUGUGCAUUUCGUAGUGCAAUAUGUGUGUGUGGAAAGUAGGGGGGUUCUUCUGUAAAAUCCUAUCGGGUGUGUUUUGGGUACAACUUUUAGCUGGGGAGUUUAGGCAUCAAAUGACUUUGCGUUAGUGCACAGCUUUAAGCUAAUUUGAUUCAAAAUGUAAAAUCGCUGUUCUGCAAUUCUGGCCAUUGUUAGUAGGCACGCUAACGCAUGCAUACAGUGUAUUACAGGUAUGCGCGCACAUGCACACAUACAUGCACAUGUGCGCAUAGACUCCAGGUACACGCACGCACGCACGCACGCACGCACACACGCACGCACGCGCACACAAACACAUGCUAUAGACAUUGUGAUAGCUCUUUUCAUUACAGCUGAUCCGGUGUGAGAGAGACCAAUUACGAGAUACGACCAAAAAUGCACAGUGUUGGGGCACUGGUUGCUUUAUGCUUUGCUUUGCGUGAAAGGGUUUCUUUAUACGUGAAGCCUAUUUCAUAAAAUGUAGAUAGAUUAAGUUCCAUGCAUGUUCAUUAAUUAUCUAAAUUAAGCAAAUCUUGCAGGGAUAGAGAGAGGAGACCGAACUUCAGAUAUAUGGCUAACUUGUCUUUUCAUAUUGCAUAUCGUUGUGGGCGUAAUGCAGUUUGUCCGUGUGUAUUAUUAACAAAUUAAAAAUGGUUGUUUAUUUUUGUAAUGCGUUUAGAAAUAACCUUCGUUGUGCCAAUAUCUUUCUUCGUACAUUUCGAAUUAUCUACCUCUAUUUUGCUAGAUUCCCAAAUUGCGGUGUUUGAUAAUAGUUAAUAGGUGUCACAAUUUGUUAAUGGUACCUGUUUUUACUUCACUGAAUAGAUUUUCCAUUACUUGUAAAA